UUCUAAGUUAGCUUUGGGAGCUCCAGUCCAUUGGAAAGCUGUCUUGAUAGCUACGAUCUACCUAUCUUAUCGCAGCUCCUCACCAUACCACCAAGGUGAUGGCCAUCCGCUCCAUGAAGUUUACACCCGAGGUCCUCCUUGGCGCGCCGAGGCGAUCCUCGGCUGUUCCCAACGCAGCCGGCACUCUCGCGGUCUACACCCAGACCUCUUAUUCCUUCGAGUCACAUUCCAAGACCAACGAGAUACGAGUCAUUGAAAUUCAAAGUGGUCGAUCUGCCCUUAUCACCAACGACCCCGGUGCCAGCAAUCCCCAGUGGCUGGGUGCUGAUGAUCAGCUGGUUUGGCUGAAGACUAAGACCAAUGGGAACACCAGCUUCAUCGUCGGCGAUGCUCGCCAGGUUGAUAACACAUACACUGCGGGCACUGUUCCGGGUCCAGUCUCGGAUCUGAAGGUCACCGUCAUCGAGCCCGGCAAGAUCGGCUUCGCUGUCAGCGGCAAGGCCAACCAGGACGGUUCCCUGUAUAACCCCCAGGAUGCGAAAAAGUCCCACACAACGGGUCGCCUGUAUACUUCUCUUUUCGUCCGACACUGGGACUCCUAUGUUGAACCCCAGAAGAACUCGAUCUUUUAUGGAAUCCUGGAGCAAACUCCCUUAUCGCCCGCCCGCAGGCUGGCUGGGAAGUACUCGGUGUCCGGCCUCACGAACCUGAUUUCGGUGUCUGGACUGACAGGCGUUGAGUCUCCAAUUCCACCGUUUGGGGGAACCAGCGACUUUGACAUUAGCCCAUCUGCCAUUGUCUUCAUUGGCAAGGAUCCUGGCCUGAACCCUGCAACACAUACCGCCUGCUCUUGUUACUAUGCGCCAAUGUUUUCCUGGACUAGCAUGAGCGUUUCUGAUAUCAAGACUUGCAAAGUUACUGGUUUGCAGGGAGCAAUGUCCUCGCCCGUUUUGUCUUCGGACGGUAGUUCCAUUGCUUUGCUGGCUAUGCAGAAGGAUGGGUACGAAUCUGACAAGAAUCGCAUUUUGUAUGUUCCGAACCCAUGGAAUGGAGACAUGAUCGAAGUGUUCGAGUCAAAUGAUGGCAAGGGGCUUUGGGACCUGAGUCCUUCUGCUAUCUCGUUUGCCCAUGAUGACAAAUCGCUACUCGUUCAGACUGAGGAAAUUGGACGUGGAGUCCUCUAUCAGCUUCCUUUGCAGGAUAUCCGAAAGGCCAAGCCUGAUGCGUUGAAGAGACUCACCCGGUCGGGAUACGUGAAUGAUGUUUUUCCUGCGGCUGCAGGCUCUUCCAGCCUACUUAUAUCUAGCAGCAGUCUGGUUGAUAACAGCGUAUGGUCCAUAAUCGACCCGGCAAGCCCUGAAGCAAUCCAAGUUGUGUCGUCAAGCGGCCGUGGAGGGUCGUCAUUUGGCCUUUCGCCAACCCAGGUGGAUGAGAUUUGGUUCCAUGGAGCAGAGAAUCACCCAGUACAUGCUUGGGUCGUGAAGCCUUCCGACUUCAAGCCGGGCGAGAAGUACCCUCUGGCCUAUCUGAUCCACGGUGGUCCCCAGGGAGCAUGGAAUGACCAAUGGAGUACUCGCUGGAAUCCUGCCGUCUUCGCAGAGCAAGGGUAUGUUGUGAUUACACCUAAUCCAACAGGUAGCACUGGGUAUGGCCAGCCUUUUACGGAUGGAAUUACUGGCCAAUGGGGAGGCCGGCCCUAUGAAGAUCUAGUAAAGGGCUUUGAAUACAUUGAGCAGAACCUCGCAUAUGUUGACACCACACGGGCUGUCGCCCUGGGUGCCUCAUACGGUGGAUACAUGAUGAACUGGAUCCAAGGCCAUCCUCUGGGUCGUAAGUUCAAAGCACUGGUUACUCAUGAUGGUGUUUUUAGCAUGACAUCGCAGCUGGCUAGCGAAGAACAAUAUUUCCCCCUUCAUGACCUUCAAGGCCCGAUCUGGAAAAAGCCGGAGAAUUGGGCCAAGUGGGAUCCAUCGCGCUUCACUGCGAACUGGCAGACGCCACACCUUAUUAUCCACAACGAGCUGGAUUAUCGGCUGACGAUCGCCGAAGGCCUGGCCGCGUUUAAUGUGUUGCAGAUGCGCGGUAUCGACAGUGCCUUCUUGACGUUCCCUGAUGAAAAUCACUGGGUCCUGAAUCCCGAGAAUUCUCUCAUGUGGCACAAGACUGUGUUGAACUGGAUCAACAAGUACACUGGUCUGCCUGCAGUUUCGGACGAACCAGACCUGUCAGCCAUGAACACUCUGGCCCUCUAA
Molecule: messenger RNA, 2252 nt
Organism: Penicillium pulvis
Lineage: Eukaryota; Fungi; Ascomycota; Eurotiomycetes; Eurotiales; Aspergillaceae
Product: oligopeptidase family protein
Exons: 2
Coding region: 99-2252 (717 amino acids)
Biological process (GO): proteolysis
Molecular function (GO): serine-type endopeptidase activity
Source: RefSeq, a predicted model, not a curated record